Ceraceosorus bombacis is the source of this 1665-nucleotide messenger RNA. The record is from the annotation of a GenBank genome assembly. Lineage: Eukaryota; Fungi; Basidiomycota; Exobasidiomycetes; Ceraceosorales; Ceraceosoraceae.
AUGUCGGCACCAAUCUCUUCCACCUCCUCCACCAACAAGUCCGGCGCUGCGACCCGUACCUCGCCCCUCGGCAAGUUCAUCGAGAGCGCGCCAAAGAUCGAUCCGGCCGUCGCGCUGGCUGUUCGCAAAGCAGGACCACCUCGAGUCAAGUACUUUGUGCCCAUUCUGCGCAUGAUCCUCUUCCACCUCUGGUUCUUGCCCUCCAGCGCCAUCCUCAUCCCUCUGCUCAUUGCCAAGAAUGCCCUGCCUUGGCUUCGAACCCACCGAGGAUGGUCUUUUCGCCUAGCGCUCGGUAUCGAAGCCACGCGCUGGGCUAUGCGCAACUUCAUCUUCUUCAGACUCCAGCCCAUCGCACCCAGGCAGGGAGGUCUGCGAGAACGUCCUGGACUGCUCGGUGCGCUGUUGCAGUCCCUCAACGCUAGCGGUCCGGGUGGAAGGGUGGUGCUGCCCAAGCAGCUCGCCAAGACAUCCUUGCAAGCGGCAAAGAAACAAAACAGAAGGCGAGACAGAAUUUGGUUCGACGCUCCUCAACUCGAAUACUUUCGAGGCAUCCUCGCCAUUCAGCCUGGCAAGGAGGGUACAGGGGCGGUAAGGACAGCGGGCUACAGAGGUCCAGCUUUGGUGGAGCCCAAGUGGGCCAAAGCCAAGACUCGCGGUUUUUGGUUCAUGAGAAAAGACGGAGAAGCUCCUCCUGAGGUGGAUGAGAAGAAAUCCGAAAGACCAGUCAUCCUCUACUUCCACGGUGGUGCUGGUGUGACCUUUGGUGCAGGCGACAUCUUCAUGGGAAUGACGCUGGCUCAAAACUUGGCCAGAACGUCUGGCAUCGACGUCUUUUCCGUCGACUACAACCUUGCGCCAUUCGCACCUUGCCCUGUGCCUCUCAGCCAAGCUGUUGGAGCUUGGAUUCACCUCCAGUCUCUCGGAUACUCGCCCAACCAAAUCUUUAUCGGCGGCGAUUCGUAUGGUGGCUGGCUCACUCUUCAGCUGGAGCGCUACUUGCGCUUCGAAAUGCCCGCGCUGCACGGAGAGGACCACAACCAAAAGCCUCUUGGACUGAUCUUGCUUUCGGUGAGUCAUCUUAUCGCGACAUGUAUCCGCGCUUCUCGACCACAUCCUUCUGACUCAUUUUGACCGCGUUGCAGCCUCAAUUGGCUACGGUCAACGAGCCAUUCGCCGCUCGCGAGAGACACCUCAAGUACGACAUUAUCGUCAGAGCCUAUCCGGAGUGGGGCAUCGAUGCGCAGCGCAUCGGUCCCAAGCACGCCAAACGCGCAGGCCCGUUGGCCGACCUCACCAACACUUGGGUUAGCCCGUACACCAGGUCAAAGGAGGAGUUCGCAGAACUGCCUCCCAUCUUUGUUGCCAAUGGAGCACUGGGUGAGUGCCAUCAAAGCCUUUGCUCUAGGUGGGCUGCACAUCGCUGACCGUCCAACUCUUUCACUUCACUGUGAUCGUAUCGCAGAGUGCCUGGUCGACGAAGGCAUCCAAUUCGUCGCAGCAGCGCGCAAUGCAGGUGUGCGCAACGUCGAACACGAUAUUGCCGCCCACGAACCUCACGACUACUUCACCAUGGCUACGAGCCUUCCGGUGGCCAUUCGCACCUACAAGCGACUUGGCAAAUGGGCUCACAGGAUCAUCGACGAGCGCGGCUACGAAGUCGCUUGA